AUGCAGAGCCUACAACAUCGUUUACCAAGAAAGGGUAUCGCAGCUCUUAUUGCGUCGGUGAAGGAGGCGUAUCGAAACAUGAAGACUGACACAGUGGAUUACAUCUUCCUGUCUCUACAGGCGUGCAUGCUGGAAAUCCUGCGACAGAAGGGAGGUAAUUUGUACAAGAUACCACACCUGGGGAAGGCAAAGCUCCGGCGAGCCAAGCGGUUGCCUGUUAGCUUGUCGUGUAGCAGGGAUCUAUACGCAAUUGUAUUGCUUAGAGCUGCUAGUCGUGGCAGCGCACUGAUUUCGAUUCUUCUUCCAUUUAACACUUUCAAUAUGAUUUGA
Molecule: messenger RNA, 330 nt
Organism: Phytophthora nicotianae INRA-310
Lineage: Eukaryota; Oomycota; Peronosporomycetes; Peronosporales; Peronosporaceae
Exons: 1
Coding region: 1-330 (109 amino acids)
Source: RefSeq, a predicted model, not a curated record